AUGAACGAAUUUGCUGAGAAGGGGGGAGCAUGCGCUCGAGUAAAAGUCUUGCGCUUGACCAAGCCGUACUUUAAAGAUCCGGCAGAUAAGAAAAUCCCGUUGUGGCUACGCCGAGACAAGCUCCGUGCCUCCGGCGCCGUCUCCGGAGGGACUGUGUCAUGCCCCAUCUGUGAUUGGUUCACUGCACCGUGCCGAGUGUGCGAAAUGUUCAAAAAGGUUGGACCAGAAAAUAAGAAAUGCGACAUUGCUGCCCAUUUGAAGACGGCAGACAUGAACCAAGACAAUAUGUCGGAACGAGAUCCUCGUACAAAGGAGCAAUCCUCUACUCACGAUACCGAGCGCAAUAUACAACCAUCCGAAGAACCGAAAAAUAAGGAAAACGUCUCGGCUUUCAAAUCCCUUGGCUGGCUCGACCGUUUUCUAGCAGUAUGGAUCUUCCUCGCCAUGGUAGUCGGUAUUAUCUUGGGCAACUUUGUCCCUUCGACUGGACCGGCUCUUGAGAAGGGCAAGUUUGUUGGCGUUUCUGUUCCAAUAGCUGUCGGCCUGCUCGUUAUGAUGUAUCCCAUCCUCUGCAAAGUUCGAUAUGAGAGUCUCCACGAGAUCUUCUCCCAGCGGGACGUCUGGAAGCAAAUUCUCUUUAGCAUAUUCAUCAACUGGAUAGUUGCACCCUUUUUGAUGGUAACCCAUAGCCCCAUUUCCUCAAACAUACAAUAUUCUGACGAUGAUAGCUCGGCCUGGCAUGGGCCUUCCUCCCAGACAAGCCCGAACUUCGCAUCGGUCUUAUCCUCGUAG
Messenger RNA from Fusarium oxysporum Fo47, 792 nucleotides. Its product is annotated as arsenic resistance protein. Gene Ontology annotation, molecular function: antiporter activity; arsenite transmembrane transporter activity; antimonite transmembrane transporter activity. The transcript is spliced from 4 exons. The record is from RefSeq and is a predicted model, not a curated record. The coding region runs from base 1 to 792 and encodes 263 amino acids. NCBI's taxonomy places the organism in Eukaryota, Fungi, Ascomycota, Sordariomycetes, Hypocreales, Nectriaceae. Gene Ontology annotation, biological process: arsenite transport; antimonite transmembrane transport. Gene Ontology annotation, cellular component: plasma membrane.